AAUCUAUUGAUCUACUACCAACCCUAGUCUCUUGUUUUCUUUCACCCUAGGCUAGACUGCAAGCACAAGUCGUCCUGCUCCGCCUAAAUGCCUAAGGUAUGUACCUACCGCAGGCAGAGCCUAGAGGACGCUUGAACUCUUCCCUCCCUGUUUGAAGUUAUUAAUGGCAAAUGCGGUAAGCGGUCUAGCCAGUCAUCUCUAUCCACCUGCAAGCCCCAAAGGUUGUCAGUUGGUGACUCGCUCAUCCUGACACUUCAGACAGUACUGUUCUCCGUACAUAUCAUCCAAGCACUGAAUCAAGUUCGAUUUAACACAUACAUAUGUAACACGGAUGCUUUCCUCCACUCAGGGGCUGUGGAAACAACGACACUUUCCAACCUUGGUAAACAUUGGGAUGCCAGACCGUGCUCCAGAAUCCAGUCUGCCUGCAGUACCACUUCAUGGCUUCCUGUACUACGGAGUACGCCCGCGGCAAUGCCAACACCAGCAUGAUUUGAAUUCUGGCGGCUUUUUAGGCAAGCGGUUUGGUUUCUCUUCCCUAGACCAGUGGAUCUGCCUGCCACGUCGUCUACAAAAUGUACAAGUGAUUCAUCUCAAAACACGAAACACGAGCAACCUUACCUAUCGAUACGUGCUAGGUACGGAAGGUCUGAUCUGAUAUAUCAAGUGUCCAUCUCAGGGAUCAAGAAGACUCAAGAUCACAGGGCCUAGAAGGAAACAAUCAAAUGUCUUCCUAAAUUUAUCUGAGUUGGCCAAAAAGACGGCCUGACAACAGACAGAGGAGAGUGAACAGCAGCCUCUUACGAUGAUCCAAUCUGGAGCAAACCUACCAACGCCCCUCGUUCAUAAUAAAGGUAAUUAUAUUAUGUUCCUAGUCCAAUGAAAGAUGCAACAAUGGAUACACACUGACGGUCUCGGCUUUUACUCCUUCUCUGUCACCUCCAUUGUCUCAUCAAGCUCACACCGCAGUCAGCCAGAGCUUUGCUGGCGCUUGGUAGCUAGGGAUUUUUUGUUUACGAGAUUAUCCCCCCACCCUCAGAGUUCCAUUGCGCUGACCAUAACCACCAAAUUGAGAGUCUGUGGGGCACAGCAUACUGACGCCCCUCUCUCCUUUAGCCCUCGCCUGUUCGCCUUCUGAAGCUUGCAUCCCUCCCUUGAAAGAUCUGGGCAUACCUGUAAGUUGACUAGCCCCCUCUGGAAGGAUCCAAUUGUGCAGUAGAGGGAUCAGCAGCCUGGCGCCAUCAGUUGGUGAGCCUGGCCUUGUUGUUUCUGAAUUGCCCUGAUUGGCCACUGAUUCAGUCUUCAAACGAGGGCUGGAACUGUGCGCUACCCCGAAAGUGUCCUGAUCCAAGAUGAAAGCGUGCCGCCUCGAUGGAUCUUUCAACAUCCUUUUUUUAUUUUAUUUUUAUUUAUUUAUUUAUUUAUUAUUAUUAUUUUUAAACCUCAGGUAACCCUGGCUUGCCUGGCUUAAUGUCCCGGUGAAUCUACCGUACAUACGAGACUCGGGUGUAUGGUCAGAACAGCCAACGAGUCUAUCACCGGUGCCUCUGAAUGUGCUCUUUAGGUAGUAUACGAGUCGAUCCGUCUUGCGUGUAAAUUACAACUAUUCUCCAUAGCAGGAGAGCGUGUCGGCAUCUUGGCAAACAAUUGCGGUCAGAUAUAUCCAUACUUUAGACAAAAGAUACCGAAAUUGGUCAACAGAUCCGGAUGCUGUGACCUUCAAAAGAUACUGUUGCCGGCAUUUGCUAGAGGCUAUAGCACUCAUCGAACUUCUCCUUACGUACAUACUUUUUGCAUAGACUAUCCCAUCUCAGCACAGCGCAGUAUCACUGGCCUUGGACGGUCUAGCCCCUGGCAAAGCACCACACCACACCAUUCUUCUCAAAACCAUGCCAGCAUGCCUCAUCGGCGGAGGUAUCCUGGCCGCCUAGGAUCACAUUUGCUAUCGCGGCUGACGAGGACAAUUUCAACAUAUGCGUCAUCCAAAUGCCCUUCACGUAACAAACGAAUGGCGGUCGACCGCUACACCAUAGCCCUAGAUUAGCGACCCUUUCUUACAGACUAGAAACGGGGUUGCAACUGGAAGUUCCGAAGGCAACUUGUCAGCAUUACACAAGUGAUUCAAUAUCUUAAACACAAUGAAUGCUAGGUCAUGAUUGCUUUCAUGUCAUCCGCGGUUCAAUCUUUAUUGUAUGUAUUGGGGUGCACUCACCACACAUUCAUCCAGUCAUUGUGAAGAAUAACUGGAAUCAUACUCACCCUCGAGAUCUGCUUGUGACCGUCCAGUCAAUCAUCAUAUGCUUCUCAGAUGGAUAGGGCCCAAACCAAUCUGCCCUGUUCGGCCUCAAAUCAAAGAUCCUGCAUCUAACCCAUAAUGUACUUGUACUACGAGAGAGGCUGAUAUUUUUCUUUUCUUUUUUUGUUUGACUUUCUCUCUUGCUACCAUUGUACUAGACACACAUCCCUAUAGCCGAAUUCACCCCUCUCAGCAAAUCUGCACCAGUGGAUUCCCUUUCAUAGCCGAGUCGCUAAUUCGGUAGCCCGAACGCUAACUGUUCCUGCGAUCAACAAUGGAUUCAAUGUCAGACAUGAAGACUCACUGGCAACUUGUCCCCUCGACAGAAUGCAUCUACAUACAGUAACGUAUUCGGGUCAGAUGUCGUUCGAUCCGAAGAUCUUUAUUGCAACAAGAAUACUUUGAGUCUUCUUCAGCACUACAUAGCUGCAGAAAACGCGCAAGCUUCUUUCACUUGCCCAACUCUUCAUACAGUGGGCUAUGGUCACGGGAGGCAAGCUCCAAAACAAGCCAUCGAAUAUACAUAUCGAGUAACGAUUGGCUUGCAUCACCAAAACUCUCAGGUUUGAUCGAAGUUACCUGUGGCUUUCGAAUUCACGCGAUCUCGUUUACAGGACGUGCUGUCAUUGAGAGCUGGCAACCCACGCCCGCCACACUAUGCCAACUCAAAACGGAGUGUGGAUGCUUAAAAAAAAAAAAGCAAGAAAAAAGAAGAAAAAGCAAGGGUGUGCAAGUGGAGGAUUCAAGCCCGUUCAUCAGGGAUUCCUUAGCAUGACACCUGGGUAUCGCCAAGGAAGCGAAAAAGAAUAAUUCGCCAGAGCUACGGUCCAGUUGCCGAAGAUCAACAUGCUUGGCCUGACCUUAUAAUCCCUGCUUGCUCUGCAUGUAUGUGUGUACAUAUGUACAGAGUAACAUUCAACUGGAUGUUUGCAUGCUUACAGUACCGGCACAGUACAGUCCUCGCUCGUGGACUGAAGACCUACUGUAUUUCGGAAACGAUAAUCCAGCACGUGAGCAUGUGCUCAUAAGACCGCGCAAUCCAUCAGAGUGUUCCACGCUUCAACAUACCUCAACAUGUUGGACAGGACUGGCAUCAAUCGCCGUCAACAGUCAUGGAAGAAGGAUGGUUCCAAUAUUAAGAUCAGACCCUUACACUGGGAUGCGCCGCCCUUACGCUAGACUAUAAACAUGCCCUUGGGCCACUUUUAAAACCGCUGCCAUGGGUCUACCACAAACAACUUGAAUGGUGGAGAACGGAGAGUCUGAAGCUAGAAACGACCAGCCCCUGCACAAAAGUCUGACCUGUUUGGUAUCAUCUGUAAUUAUGUACGUAUCCGUACUGGUACAGUUUGGUGCCGGGGGUAAAUACUACGCUUCCAAAUCCAAUCCCGUGUGCGUUGAGCCAAUGAAGGGCCCGGGCUUGAUUGACUCAAGAGGAUUAAAUAAGAGCCCUUGCAUUCAAUGAGAAACCUGCAACAUACCGCUGUGCCUUGGCCUCCUGGACACCCAUGGUUCAACUUUCCCAUUCAUCCAUGCAUGCCAUGUAAGUCAGCUGCCAGAAGGAUUCGCUUGAGAGUGAGCCAUUGGCAGCCCGCCUCGGUCGCCUUGACUGAGCAACAUCUCACACAGCAUUAGUCCCCGGCGGCGGCAUGCAUGCGAGUUUGUGAUCAUGCAGGUGUCUUUGUUAAGAGGGGGUGCAGAAUGAUUGAUAACCUUGAUUGCCUGUCUAUGACUCGUUACUCUAAUGUUGUAUCGUUGCUGUAUAGCGUUUGUAACGAAUUGUUUGGAACGCUGCGAUGCCUAUCUGCGAUCCUAAGUGAACCUUUGAUGCAGGCCGUGAUGAGGAAGCAAGCAAUAUACGUACGACAACCGCCAUCCAGUCACUUACAACAGUCCAAAUGCAAAUAUAGUGGAGCUCUGCGGAGGUCGACCCGUCGAGCGGAAGGGAUAUGGCUCGCGGUACGCCGUAAGAUGCGGCAAUCACUCUCGAGUUGGCUGGACCUGGUCUUGGGUCUUGUGGGUAGCUUGGCGGCGCAACUUUGGAUAGCCAUGGUACCGAGAAUGCAUCUGAACAAGCCCCUUAUGUACUUAUUUCGGUGUAUUUUACUACUAGAAUUUGGGUGCCUUCAUUGGAUACUCAAAGAGACUAGUAUCAGGCAGCCUUCAUCAGUUUCCUUCAAUCCUGAUUACCAGACCGGUUUCAAUACUAUGUAUCGAC
Molecule: messenger RNA, 4514 nt
Organism: Fusarium verticillioides 7600
Lineage: Eukaryota; Fungi; Ascomycota; Sordariomycetes; Hypocreales; Nectriaceae
Exons: 3
Coding region: 332-658 (108 amino acids)
Source: RefSeq, a predicted model, not a curated record